This is a messenger RNA of Teleopsis dalmanni, 1600 nucleotides long. It is a transcript of the gene Prp5, whose product is annotated as probable ATP-dependent RNA helicase DDX46. The coding region runs from base 1 to 1500 and encodes 499 amino acids. The record is from RefSeq and is a predicted model, not a curated record. The transcript has 2 exons. Lineage: Eukaryota; Metazoa; Arthropoda; Insecta; Diptera; Diopsidae. Gene Ontology annotation, molecular function: RNA helicase activity; RNA binding.
AUGGGUUUUGAACCGCAAGUUAUGCGUAUAAUAGAUAAUGUGAGGCCCGAUAGACAAACUGUCAUGUUUAGUGCUACAUUUCCACGUCAAAUGGAAGCCUUAGCUCGACGCAUUUUAAAAAGACCAAUAGAAGUUAUUGUGGGCGGUCGUUCUGUUGUCUGCAAAGAUGUUGAGCAGCAUGUAGCCAUUCUUGAAGAUGAUGCUAAAUUCUUUAAAUUGUUGGAACUGCUAGGACAUUAUCAGGAAGAGGGCAGUAUAAUAGUCUUUGUUGAUAAACAAGAAAACGCAGAUAUAUUACUUAAAGAUCUAAUGAAAGCAUCAUAUCCCUGUAUGAGUUUACAUGGUGGUAUCGACCAGUUUGAUAGAGAUUCGACGAUUAUAGACUUUAAAUCGGGAAGAGUGCGUUUACUGAUAGCUACAUCGGUAGCUGCACGAGGGUUAGAUGUUAAAGACCUCAUAUUAGUGGUUAAUUAUGAUGUACCAAAUCAUUAUGAGGAUUACGUUCAUAGAUGUGGUCGGACUGGACGUGCUGGAAAUAAAGGUGUGGCAUGGACUUUCUUAACGAAUGAACAAGCCCGAUAUGCAGGUGAUAUAAUCCGCGCUCUAGAACUUUCAGAAACAGAAGUACCAGAAGAUUUGCAAAAAUUAUGGACAGAAUAUAAAGAAGCACAAGAAGCAGAAGGCAAGAAAGUUCAUACUGGCGGUGGCUUUAGUGGAAAAGGUUUUAAAUUCGAUGAACAAGAAGCAAAUGCGGCUAAAGAAAGCAAAAAGCUACAAAAAGCUGCUUUAGGUUUAGCUGAUUCUGAUGAUGAAGAAGAUAUUGAACAAGAUAUAGAUCAACAAAUAGAACAAUUAUUUGCAGCAAAGAGAACUGUAAAAGAUACUUCUAUACCGGUUGUAACAUUAGCUUCUACAACAGCAAACACUACAGCUACUGCCGCACCUAUAGUAACAAUGGCUGGCGGUUCAGACAAACUUGAACUUGCAAAACGUCUUGCUUCGAAAAUAAGUACAACUAAAAAUCUUGCACCGGAAACAAUACUAAAAGGCACUACUACAGCUCCGCCAAUAUUAACGGCACGAACUGUAGUUGAACAGUUAGCUGCUAAAUUAAAUAAUAAGUUAAACUAUCAACCUAAGGAUGAUGAGGAAGGUAUUGCAGGAUUAAUGCCGAAUCAAGCCAACUCAUUUACAAAAUAUGAAGAAGAAUUAGAAAUAAACGACUUUCCUCAGCAAGCACGCUGGAAAGUUACAUCUAAAGAAGCUUUGGCACAAAUUUCUGAAUAUUCUGAAGCAGGUUUAACAGUACGUGGUACUUAUGUGCCUACUGGUAAGAAUCCGCCAGAAGGAGAACGUAAACUAUAUCUAGCAAUUGAAAGUUGCAGUGAAUUGGCGGUGCAAAAAGCAAAACGUGAGAUCACACGACUAAUAAAAGAAGAAUUGCUAAAACUUAGUUCUGCACAUCACGUCUUUAACAAAAACAGAUAUAAGGUUCUCUAGUAGUAAACCUUACAAUUAUAUGAGGAAAUGUCGGAUUUAUCUCAUUUCACUUUGUAAGAUUAUUUAAGUUUUGCAUGUGCUUUUUCUACAUUAAAUUAUA